AGAAUCGGUUUGUUUUGACUUUUGACAGUUGACAUGAUGAAUUGACAAUUGAAUAAAAAUUCUUAUUAUUUAUAAAACCGAUUAAAUCUUAUACUUAUAAUAUGGAAAAAGAAACGGAAAUAGAAUCAAAAUAUCAUAGAUUAGCUGCUGAAUAUUCGAAAGUUCGAUCUCAAGCAACUGUUCUCAAAAAAGCAGUCCUAGAUGAACAAGCUAAAACUGCAAACCUACAAGAAUUAGUUAGAAAUCACGAACAGACUGUUAGAAAACGCGACCAAGAAAUCGAAAGCCUCACAUUUAGAAACGAUCAAUUAACAAAGAGAAUUGUCGUAUUACAACACGAACUGCAAAACAAUAACGGUAAAAAAAAUAAGAAUAAAGUUGUAGAAACAGUUCCUAACGUCGAUGUAAGUGUUUUAAACGAUGAACUACAAAAAAAAAUUUUAGAAAACGCUCAGUUAUUUAAUACGAUUACAGAAAAGGAUUUAGAAGUUUUAGAAUGUAAAGAAAAAUUGAAAAACUUGGAGGAUUUAGUAACUAAUCUCCAAGAGGAACUAGCUAAUAAAUCAAAAUUACACAAUGAUGUCGAAGAGAAGUAUAAAAAACGUAUACAGGAGCUUGAAAAGAAUAUCAAAAGACUUUCAUUAAAUUAUGCUGAAAAUAAAAAAUCUUCUGAUAGUUCCGAAGAAACUGCUAAGCAAUGGCAAACAGAAGCAGAAAGGUGGAAGACAGAAUGUGAUUUAUUAAAAUCCAAGCCCCAAUCAAGUGACAAACUUACAACAUACUACGAAUCUCAAAUAAGUGAAAUAUUAGAAUCAAACGCCUUGUGUAAAUCUGAAAUGCAAACCGCCUGGGCAGAAAAUUUAGCUCUAAAGGCCCGAUUAGAAGACAUCACAUCUGAAUACAGCAAGUUAAAGAGUAGCUUAGAAAAUAGUUAUGAAGAACUAAUGACGACUAAUAACAGUUAUAAAAUGCAAUUGGACGCUAUGACUGAACAUCUAGCGGCACAAAACGAAAAAAUCACCAAACAGUGCGACGAAAUCCAAUUUUUCAAACACAAAUUGGGAAUUAAAAAAUAAUAUUGCAACAGGAACCUGCAUACAAGAGAUUCUUCAAUGGUAAGUAAUGAAAUAUUGAGUUACCGUUUUGACUAAUUGUUUAGAUAAAAAAUAUUUUCAAAAGGGCUGUGAUACACAAAAAAAAGUUAGUAGUACGUUCAAAAGAUUUAGAAUAGCGACAUUUUUCAGCCCAAGUGACCUAAGGUUCAAAUUAUUAUAAAAAUAUUAGCAAAUACUGAAAUUAAUCAUAACUAAAAUAAUUACUUGAUACUUACAAUUGGUCCUUCGAGCCGUAUAUUAACCAGGCUCGAAGGACCACAUAUCCUCUUUAUAUAAGUACAUAUGUAUUGUGCUACACACAGGCCAUUUAGGCUCAUAGUCCCCUGCCAUUCCCUAACCCCUAAUUCUAUUUUGUGUCCCACACAUCCUAGUCUUUUUGGAUCUUAGAAUUUUGAUGAUUUUGUUCGCCAGCUAGUUUAUGAUGGUUUUCGUAGUUGGAUUGUGGCAAAAUUACCACCAAAGUGUACUAUUUCUAAUAUAUUUCCUAGCUUUCGAAUAUCUAUGUAUUUAUCAUCAGAAAAUGAAAUUAUUUUCAAAGUACAAUGUACAAAUAUCUAUAAAACUAAUUAAUUUACGUAAUUUUUAUUAUUGUUAUACUUUUGUACAUAUUUUUACAUUGUACUUUGACAAUAAUUUCAUUCACUGAUACAAGGUAUUCGAAAGCUAGGACUUUGGUAUUUGAUUUUACCACAAUCCCACUACGAUAACGCUCUUUUAUAAGUAUAUAUGAAUAAAAAAUUCAAUCAAGCUCCUAACGACUCAAUUUAUGCGUGAAAAUAGAAUCUGGAAUGGAAAAUUCUAGUUUGGAAACCACUAGAAUGAAUAAAACUGGGUUAAUCGCAGAGAAAAUGCAGAAAUGAUACGUAAGGUCAGAUUUUAAUGUUGCAGUAUAAAGACAGUUGAAAAAUGCUAAUCAAUCACUACAUUAUAACAGUUAUUCGUUGAAAAAUUAUAAUAUAUACACGGUGAUAAUAUCUAAGCCAGUUUUAAACUGAUUUAUAAAGAUCGGUUGAUUAUAUUUGUGAGAAUUUAUUAAAAAACGAAGAAAUAACAUUAAAAAAUGAAUAUGUUAACGAAUUUCACUUCAUCAUUUAACCAGUUAGAUGAAAAAGUAUCGAUUUUUAUGCAAUUAUUUCGAGCUUACGAUUUGCUGAAAAUUUUCAAUAAAAAGUAUCAUAAAUUGUAUUUGUCUGAUAUUGAUGUAAUGAAUUUUUAAAAUGUGUGUUUUUUAAUAGCUUUCACUUUGUGCGUCUCACACAAAAAACUACGGCAAUAUACAUUUUUUUCAAAUUAUAAAAUUUAUACCUCAUAUCAUUCCACUAUUAUAUAUUUAUUUAUAAACUUCAAGAUUAUAAUAUAUGUAAGUAAAUUUCGUUUAAUAAAUAUUCCUUUAUAUUUUAAACAAUUGUGAUUAUUAAAUGAUCGAAUUGAA
Molecule: messenger RNA, 2547 nt
Organism: Diorhabda sublineata
Lineage: Eukaryota; Metazoa; Arthropoda; Insecta; Coleoptera; Chrysomelidae
Product: protein phosphatase 1 regulatory subunit 21
Exons: 4
Coding region: 102-1076 (324 amino acids)
Cellular component (GO): membrane; early endosome
Source: RefSeq, a predicted model, not a curated record